GGGCGGGGCCGCCGCGGAGCGAGCGAGCCAAGCGCGGCCUCAUUAGACCACGGGCUGCAGUCGGAGCGGCUGGGAGGUUCGCGCGCUUCUCGGGGGUCGGUAGGAAGCGGGGAGGCCGGAGCUGCGGGCGUGGGGACCUGGCGGCCCCUGAAGCGCAAGCUGGCUGGCAGCAGGAUGGGCCUCUCCGCUGCGGCCCCGCUGUGGGGCCCCCCGGGGCUGCUCCUGGCCAUCGCCCUGCACCCAGCGCUGUCGGUGCCCCCGCGCCGGGACUACUGCGUGCUGGGCGCUGGGCCCGCGGGCCUGCAGAUGGCCUACUUCCUGCAGCGCGCUGGACGCGACUAUGAAGUGUUCGAGCGCGCCCCGCGGCCCGGCAGCUUCUUCACGCGCUACCCGCGGCACCGCAAGCUCAUCAGCAUCAACAAGCGGUACACUGGCAAGGCUAACGCCGAGUUCAACCUCCGCCACGACUGGAACUCUCUGCUCAGCCACGACCCCCGGCUGCUCUUCAGACAGUACUCACGUGCCUACUUCCCCGACGCCCGCGACAUGGUGCGCUACCUGGGUGACUUCGCGGACACACUGGGGCUCCGUGUCCAGUACAACACCACCAUCGCCCACGUCACUCUGGACAAGGACCGACGGGCCUGGAAUGGCCACUACUUCAUCCUAACCGACCAGAAGGGCCAGGUGCACCAGUGCAGUGUCCUCCUUGUAGCCACUGGCUUAUCAGUCCCCAACCAGGUUGACUUCCCUGGCUCCGAAAACGUGGAGGGUUACGAGUCUGUGUCCAUAGACCCUGAGGACUUUAUAGGCCAGAAUGUGCUGAUCCUGGGCCGUGGGAACUCAGCCUUUGAGACGGCAGAGAACAUCUUGGGUGUCACAAACUUUAUCCACAUGCUCAGCCGCUCCCGGGUCCGUCUGUCCUGGGCCACCCACUACGUUGGAGACCUCAGAGCCAUCAACAAUGGCCUGCUGGAUACCUACCAGCUGAAGUCCCUGGAUGGGCUGCUCGAGUCUGACCUGAGGGAUCUGGCCAUCCUGAAGGAUAGCAAAGGCAAGUUCCAUGUCACCCUGAAAUUCUUCCUGGAAGAAGCCAGCACCAACCAGAGUGCCGACGCCAUCACCCUCCCCCAGGACGACAAUGACAACUUUGCCAUGCGCGUGCCCUAUGACCGAGUCAUCCGCUGCCUGGGCUGGAACUUUGACUUCUCCAUUUUCAAUAAGUCCCUCCGACUUAACUCGGGAAAUGCAUUCGGCAAGAAGUACCCGCUAAUUCGAGCUAGCUACGAAUCCAAAGGAAGCCGGGGUCUGUUUAUCCUGGGUACCGCCAGCCACUCGGUGGACUACCGGAAAUCUGCUGGGGGCUUCAUCCACGGAUUCCGAUACACAGUGCGUGCUGUUCACCGGCUCCUGGAGCACCGCCACCACAGCGUCGCCUGGCCUGCCACCGAGCUCCCCAUCACACAGCUGACCAGCUCCAUCGUGCGGCGCGUGAAUGAGGCUUCUGGGCUCUACCAGAUGUUCGGUGUGCUGGCCGAUGUCAUCCUGUUGAAGGAGAAUGCCAUGGCCUUUGAGUACCUGGAGGAGUUCCCCAUACAGAUGCUGGCCCAACUGGAGACACUCACAGGGAGGAAGGCAAGGCACGGGCUCUUCGUCAUCAACAUGGAAUAUGGCAGAAAUUUCUCUGGCCCCGACAAGGACGUCUUCUUUGAUGACCGGUCUGUGGGGCACACGGAAGACGCCUGGCAGUCUAACUUCCUCCAUCCUGUCAUCUACUACUACAGAUACCUCCCCACCGAACAGGAGGUGAGGUUCCGCCCUGCACACUGGCCCCUGCCUCGGCCCACAGCCAUCCACCACAUCGUGGAAGACUUCUUAACAGACUGGACCGCCCCGAUCGGGCACAUCCUACCUCUGAGGCGCUUCCUGGAGAACUGUUUGGACACCGAUUUGCGAAGCUUCUAUGCAGAGUCCUGCUUCCUGUUCGCCCUCACGCGCCAGAAGCUGCCACCCUUUUGCCAGCAGGGGUACCUGAGGAUGCAGGGACUCGUGAGUACCAAGAGCCUUCGGCAGCACAGAGUGGAGAGCAGGCUUCUACGGGACGAUGCCCCCAUGGGCAGGGACCUGGAGGACAGCAGCCAGCAUCCUGGCGACCAAGAGCUACUAGGUGCCCCCCUGGCUCCAGGGCCUCUGGCCCAGUCCCUCGAUAGCAACAAGGAGGAGCUCUGACUGUCCCUUCCUAGGCUGUGGGCACAGUGGCCAGGCCUCCCCACCCAGGCCCAUGGUCAGUUCCUCUUUCCCCGCAACCGGUGUGUGAUUGCCAAAGACCACUCAGAUCAUGGCAGUGACUGCACCAAAGCCACCAGACGGCACGUGAAGGCUGCAAGUCGGGGAUAUGGUGGUCUCCUCCCUCCUGUCCGGGGGCAGAAGAAGGGCAUCCUCCGCCAGGUGUGAGCUGCCUUCCUCAGCCCAGCUUCUCUGCAGUGGAGCGAUCACUGAGCCCCAGGCCAGCCUGGUUCUGCCCCCUCUCAAGUGCUCCUCUUCCUUCCAGGCCCCCCCUCAGAUGGGCCUGUGUCCCGCCUGUGGAGCGCUUCACAGGGGAAACCUAUCUGCAUCUUAAGGGUUUGUGGCAAGUGUUUUAAAACAAAAGCUCUCAUAUCCUCAACAACCAUCAUGGGCAGUUGCGAUUGUUGCCCCAGACGACUGCUGAAGACACCAGCUGAGAGAUGUCAAGUAAUUCCCAGGGACCCCCAGCUGCGAGUCCCCGUCUGUGUCACUUGCCACACACUGCCUCAACUCCGCCCCAUUUUCAGCAGUGUUUGAACUUAGCUACGGAGCCCAAGAGGGUCAGCCCUGCUUAUCAUCGUAGGCCCAGCAGGCUGCUCUCCAGCAGCAGUAGGACAGCUCCCUGAAAGCCAUCUUAUCUCAGCAACUUUCUCCUUGAGCAGCAAGAUUCAGAGCUGCUCUCCCCAGUUGCACCCCCUGACUCAUCUUCCAGCUGGCUCUUCUCCCCCACCCUACUCCCUGCCCUCUGCCAUCCUAACCACGCCUUGCUUCUAACUUGCCUGGUCAAGUUUUGUAAAACGUAUCCUGCUGUCUCUGUGGUGGGCACCCAUAUGUGCUCACCAUGUGUAAGGUGACAUUUCCUAAUGCCUUUAUGUGAUAAUGAUGAUGAAUUUGGUUCCUA
Macaca mulatta (Rhesus monkey) is the source of this 3187-nucleotide messenger RNA. It is a transcript of the gene FOXRED2, whose product is annotated as FAD dependent oxidoreductase domain containing 2. Gene Ontology annotation, biological process: ERAD pathway. The record is from RefSeq and is a predicted model, not a curated record. Gene Ontology annotation, cellular component: endoplasmic reticulum lumen. Gene Ontology annotation, molecular function: monooxygenase activity; flavin adenine dinucleotide binding. NCBI's taxonomy places the organism in Eukaryota, Metazoa, Chordata, Mammalia, Primates, Cercopithecidae.